UUAUUUUAUCAUGUGCAGGUCCCAGCCUUUGAGACUAAAGAUGGGAAGUGUAUUUAUGAAAGCAAUGCCAUUGCUUAUUAUGUGUCCAGUGAUCAACUACGAGGCAAGACUCCACUAGAGGGAGCACUCAUUCAGCAGUAUGUGAACUUUGCUGACCAAGAACUCUUGCCUGCAAUGGCCACCUGGGUUUUUCCCACUCUAGGUUUGAUGCAGUUUAACAAGCAGGCCACUGAUAAAGCCAUGGAGGACAUAAAGAAAUCCUUGACAGUAUUGAACAAUGCUCUGUUGACAAAGACUUUCCUUGUAGGUGAACGUGUGACACUUGCUGACAUCUCUGUUGCUUGCAAUCUUCUCAUGCUAUACAAACAGGUGAUGGAUCCCAGCUUCAGAGCUCAAUUUGGUAAUGUAAACAGGUGGUUCCUCACCACUGUGAACCAGCCGCAGUUUAAAAAGGUAUUGGGUGAAGUAAAGCUGUGUGAAACCAUGGCCAAAUUUGAUGCAAAGAAAUUUGCUGAAUUGCAUCCAAAGACAGAUGAGAAGAAGGAGAAGAAAGGAAAAGCAGCCAAAGAGGAGAAACCUAAGCAAGAAAAAAAACCAAAACAAGAGAAGAAAGAAAAACCAAAGAAAGAACAGGACGACGAUGAUGAUGAUGAUUUGCCAAAGGAACCAAAGGCUAAAGAUCCCUAUGCUGGUCUUCCAAAGAGCUCAUUUGACAUGGAUGAAUUCAAGCGCACCUACUCAAACAAAGACACGGAGACAGUGGCUAUUCCACACUUCUGGGAACAUUUUAACAAGGAAGACUUUUCUGUGUGGCUGGCUGAGUAUCAGUACAAUGAAGAGCUGAAAAGGGUCUUUAUGGCCUGCAACUUGGUAGGGGGCAUGUUUCAGCGUCUAGAAAAACUGCACAAGACUGCAUUUGCCAGUGUGUGUGUUUUUGGAAAGGAUGGUGAUGUCUCCAUCUCUGGUAUUUGGAUCUGCCGCACACAAGAGCUGGCCUUUAGGCUGAAUGAAGACUGGAACAUUGAUGCGCCUUCGUACAAGUUCACCAAGUUAGACGUGGAUAACCCAGACCAUAAGAAGAUAAUCAAUGAGUACCUGUUAAUGGAAGGAGACUUUGGUGGAAAAACAUUCAACCAAGGAAAAAUCUUUAAAUAGACUCAAAACUGCUGCAAAAUAAACUGCCCCACAGUGGAUUAACUGUG
Molecule: messenger RNA, 1202 nt
Organism: Orbicella faveolata
Lineage: Eukaryota; Metazoa; Cnidaria; Anthozoa; Scleractinia; Merulinidae
Product: elongation factor 1-gamma-like
Biological process (GO): translational elongation
Cellular component (GO): cytoplasm; nucleus
Molecular function (GO): translation elongation factor activity
Source: RefSeq, a predicted model, not a curated record